Molecule: messenger RNA, 300 nt
Organism: Paramecium primaurelia
Lineage: Eukaryota; Ciliophora; Oligohymenophorea; Peniculida; Parameciidae
Source: the annotation of a GenBank genome assembly
AUGUCAACAAGAAUAAUAUCAAAUAUUCAAUACAUUUAGGGAGAUUUAAUAAAAUUUUCGGUUCCUUGCAUCAUAAUUAUUGGAUGUAGAAAUUUGCUGCUCCAGGGUUGGCUAUAUUUGGAUUUGUUAUACCAUUAGCUUUGUUUUUCUUUAUGUUCAUAACUAAGAAAAAAUUUGAUAGGAUUAAAUUAAGGAAACAUAUUUGCUAUUUAUUUGAAGAAUAUACUAAAUAACACUAUUUUGGGAGUAAAUUAAAUUUUCAAAAAAGAUUUACAUAAUUCUUGUAAUGACUUAUUUUGA